Staurois parvus is the source of this 260-nucleotide messenger RNA. The record is from the annotation of a GenBank genome assembly. NCBI's taxonomy places the organism in Eukaryota, Metazoa, Chordata, Amphibia, Anura, Ranidae.
UCCAAUAAUGUGGAUGUUAUUGAAGCAAAAUGCCGAUAACUCUAUUUUCGGCCGACAAUUUUUGGCGGCUGAUAUAUCGGGGCAGGGGCGGGCUGACAACUCAUGGGGCCCCCAGGCAAUAGGGGAUCAUGUGGCCCCUGUGUCCUUGCCCAAACUCAAAAAAGCCUAUGAAAAAGGUACCAGGGGCAUCUCAUGGGGCCCUCUACUGACCCCGGGCCCGUGGGCAGUGCCCGAGUUUCCAAAUGGUUAGUCCGCCCCUG